Nipponia nippon (crested ibis) is the source of this 1721-nucleotide messenger RNA. The record is from RefSeq and is a predicted model, not a curated record. Lineage: Eukaryota; Metazoa; Chordata; Aves; Pelecaniformes; Threskiornithidae.
AUGGUGUUUGGGAGGGCAGGAGGACCGCGCCGUGGGGGCUGGAGACACACCUCCGACCGGCAGUCGCAGCCCAGGCAACUGGGGCUGCUCAGGGUCGGCGAGGCACCCGCCCAGGCCACACUGGAUCUCACACUGGCUUCUCGCACCAUCUUCCAACCCAAAGGCAACAGCCCUGUUGCUCAGGGCCCGCAGGCCCCGGAGCUCUCCCGGGAGGAGAAGCUGCAGCUGCGGAAGGAAAAGAAGCAGCAGAAGAAGAAGAAAAGGAGUGAGAAGGGGCCGGCGGCCGAGCCCCCGGAGCUGGGGACGCCCCCCGACCCAGGGCAGCCCCGGGUAGUUGCUCACCCCGCGUCCCUCCCAGCCUUGGCCGAUGGCCCCAGCGAUGGCGAGAAGCCCUCAGGGGGCAAGAGCAAAGCUGAGCUUCGAGCAGAGCGGCGGGCCAAGCAGGAGGCUGAGCGGGCCCAGAAGCAGGCCAAGAAAGCGGAGCUGAGCCAGGCAGCCACAGCAGCCAAGCCCAGGCUGAGGGUGGUGGUAAAGCGGCUGCCGGAGCACGUGCAGGUGGAUGACCCUGCUGCCCAGAGGAAACUGGCCAAGAAGCUGGAGCGGCAGCAGGUACCUCUGAGGCAGGACUAUGGAACCAAGGUCAACCUGUUCUCCCACUUGCACCAGUACAGCCGGAAGAAGCCACUGACACAGCAGAUGAGCAUCCCCUCCACAGUAAUUCACCCAGCUGUAGUGCGCCUUGGCCUCCAGUACUCCCAGGGUAUCAUCAACGGCUCCAACGCCCGUUGCAUUGCCCUGCUGGAAGUCUUCAAACAGCUGAUCCGGGAUUACUCAACUCCCCCCAACGAGGAGCUGUCACGGGACCUGGUGGCCAAGCUGAAGCCACACAUCAGCUUCCUGAACCAGUGCCGGCCCCUCUCAGCGAGCAUGGGCAAUGCCAUUAAGUUCCUCAAGAAGGAGAUUUCAUGCCUACCUGACACCCUGAGAGAAGAGGAGGCGAAGGAGAAGCUGCAGGACACUAUUGACAAAUAUCUGCGGGAGAAGAUUCUUUUGGCAGCUGAAGCCAUUUCAAGGUCUGCCUUUGAGAAGAUAAAUGACAACGAUGUGAUCCUGGUGUAUGGAUGCUCUUCCCUUGUGAACCGCACACUGUGCGAUGCCCACGUGAAGAAGGGACGGGCCUUCCGUGUGAUCGUGGUGGACAGCCGGCCACGGCUGGAAGGCCGGGAGACGCUGCGCCGGCUGGUGCGUAAGGGCAUUCACUGCACCUAUGUGAUGAUCAACGCCAUUUCUUACGUGCUGCCUGAGGUGUCCAAAGUGCUGCUGGGAGCCCACGCGCUCCUGGCCAACGGCUCUGUCAUGUCCCGGGUGGGGACGUCCCAGAUAGCGCUGGUCUCCAAGGCCUACAACGUGCCCGUCCUGGUCUGCUGCGAGACCUACAAGUUCUGCGAGCGAGUGCAGACGGACUCGUUUGUCUCCAACGAGCUGGAUGACCCCGAUGACCUGAUAGUGCUCCGGAAGGGCCGGGCCCAGCUGGGUGGCUGGGCAGAGAACAAGUCCUUGCGCCUCCUCAACCUGGUCUACGACGUGACGCCACCUGACCUGGUGGAUCUGGUCAUCACGGACUUGGGCAUGAUCCCCUGCACCUCGGUGCCCGUCGUCCUGCGUGUCAAGAACGUGGAUCAGUAGUAGGGACAGCUGCACGGACACUAAUAAACCAGGCC